AUGACUUCAUGUCCAAGAAUGCAACAGCCGCAGAUGACAUACACUGGGAGCUUGCUGUGUCUUCCCAAUGAGACAUUGCUCCAGAUUGGUGGUCACCUGGAUGUGGUUUCGGCCGCUUCAUUCAGCCUUGCCUCUACUCACCUUUAUAAGCUAUCCCUCGGCUAUCCAUCAUCAGAAUGGUCAACAACCGCGUCCGAAACACGACAUGAAACUCACGAUUGGGACUGCAAACCUAUCAAUGAGGACCUUGGCAUCAUUCCUCAGGCUUGUAAUAACGUCAACAGAUGGAAGUUUCUCCAACUACUUCAAAAAGACCUCAAAACAACCCACACAGUCUGCACAUAUUGCCGCGUCUUCCAUCGGCUUCUUCCCCAACCUUCCCUCUACAAAACAGCCUGCCCCUGGAUGGCGCUGGGUCCCAACUAUUGGAACAUCGGCAAACUCACCUUUGACGAUUGCUACCACGCCCUUAACGACCCAGAUAGACCGAUCUCCAGCCUCCGCACAUCCAAAGCUUUGGGGACACAACAAUUCCAGGUUUUUCUCGCCUGGCCGAUCCGAUCAACCAGUUCAAAAACCAUCACUCUCCCAGCCACCAAAACAGCCUACCACCUCCCCUCCCUGUCUUUUGACUCAGACUGGCAGCCCCAUCCUCUCAGCAACUCCUCCCCAGACUCACCGUACAGACAUGUCUUCGUCAAAGCCUCCCUCUCUUGCGCCCUCGUCGAGCUCCCAAGCAGCACCAACAGCAUCUAUUCCUCCUUCAAACACCCCAACCUCCUAACUUACUCCACCCAACGCGUCUACCUCCCCCCCGAAGCCUUCAUCCCCAACCCCAAACCAACCAGCCCCGACACCACCCCAGACGACAGUAGUUCCAACCAGCCCCCCACCCGCCACUACCUCGGCUUCCAAACCUGCCGCCACCAACCCUCCUACCGCCCUGAAACAACCAACCCCCUCCUCAACCAAGCCCCCUACAACGGGGGCCAACCCCGCGACAUCCUCGAAGAAAGCCUCAACAUCUUCUACAACAACGAAAUGCGCUGCUGGCGCCCCCCACUUAGAUCAAAAUCAUCAUCCUCCCCUCCUCCGGGCACCAACCCCAAACCCAACACCCCCCUCCAACCUGAAACAAGCGUCUACCGCCCCCAAGUCUGCCAUCUCUGCCAAACACGCUACCGAGCAGCGGUGUACACCUGGCCUACAGACCCAUCCCUGCCCGCCGCCCAGGAAAUCGUCGUUCACGUCUGGCAGAAUCUGGGGUCUUUUCAGGAAAAACACGGUCACAUGAAGGGGAACUUCCCACAGUCUUGGUUCGCCCCGGCGGGGGGAAAGAUGGAAAAAGGGGAGUACACAAGGGAUGCCAGGCCUGCUUUUUUGAUGGGGUGGGAUGCUCGUCUGGGGGCUAGGUAUUGGGGUGAGUAUGAGGUUUGUGAUCAUGACUGGGCGGUGUUGUAUUUUGGGGAUAGGUGGAAUGAUGGGGUUUGGAGGGAGUUUUGGUGGUGUGGGGGGGGGAUUGCGAGGGGGGAUACGAAGGAUGGGGGGUGGAAGGUUUUAGGAGGGGGAUUGGAGUAG
Molecule: messenger RNA, 1578 nt
Organism: Podospora anserina S mat+
Lineage: Eukaryota; Fungi; Ascomycota; Sordariomycetes; Sordariales; Podosporaceae
Exons: 1
Coding region: 1-1578 (525 amino acids)
Source: RefSeq, a predicted model, not a curated record